Molecule: messenger RNA, 1000 nt
Organism: Moneuplotes crassus
Lineage: Eukaryota; Ciliophora; Spirotrichea; Euplotida; Euplotidae
Source: the annotation of a GenBank genome assembly
CGCACCAACCUAUAAAUGACAGACUGUGACUGCUGCAUUACUAAAGCUGUAUUCUACAUUGGCCUACUGUUCGUGCUACAGUGCCUGAUCAAGUUCGCUUACUUCAUAAACAGGAACUUCGUAAGGAAGGGCCAUGACGUUCAUGAACGGUAUGGAAAGGAUUCUUGGAUCGCUGUUACAGGAGCUACUUCGGGAAUUGGUAAAGAAUUAUGUCUCCAUGCUGCAAAAGAGAAAGGGCUUAAUGUAGUCAUUAUUGGAAGAAACCCUGAGAAGCUCAAGGCUACUGAAGCUGAAGUGAAGAAGGCUAACCCAAAGAUCAAGACCAAGACUUAUAGAUUUGAUUUCAAUGAUUCAACUUCUAUUGAUGAAUACCAAAAGCUAUCUGAUGACUUGAAAGAUUUGGAUAUUUCCAUUUUUGUGAACAAUGCUGGUCUUAUGCCUCUGCAUUAUUGGAAGGAUUUCCCACUCGAGGCUAUUAAGGAGAUUACUGAGACUAAUAUUCAUGGGCUUUCCCUACUCACAAAGAUCUUUACUGAGAGAUUCUAUGGAAGAGACAAGAGAAGUGCUAUUGUGAACGUAGCAAGCACAGCAGGAUACGCACCAAUUCCUCUGAAUUGCCAUUAUGGAGGAUCCAAGGCUUAUGUCAGAAGCUUCACUAAAGCUGUUGGGCAUGAGGUUAGCGAUAAGAUUGAUGUACUGUGCUUCUCUCCUGGAUACGUUGAUACUGCUUUAUCUCGUAAUGCCAAAGGAUACAAUGUAGCUUCUCCAGAACAAUGUAGUCAUGCUAUUUUCAGAGAUCUAGGAUAUGAAAGAGAGACUCAACCAAACAUCGUCCAAGAGAACGAGACCUUCUCCUUCGCUAUCAUGUUGUUCAUCUCUGAAUGGAUGACUAUGAGCGUGGCUGGAUUCCUGUUCAAGCAGGACUUUGUGAGGUUUGAGAAAAUAGAUGCAGAGAAGAAGAAUGAUUAAGUUAGUUCAGUUAAAAGGUGAUCAAUGCUUG